AUGUUCGAGGCGUGCGGGAUAGAACCGGGGAUAGAGAUUCUGCUCCCAAAAUCGCGUCGUCGCCCGUGGGAUGCUCCGGAAGGGUAUAUUUGCCUUUACGAAGAUUUUUUCUUAGAUUGCGGACUUUGGUUUCCCCUUCCACAGUUUCUCGUGAGUUACUGUGCUCGUCAGGAGAUAGCAUUUUCUCAACUCACCGUGGCUUUUAUUCGGAACGCGGUGGGUCUUGCAAUCCUUGCAGCUGCGGCCGGUGUUGUUGUGGACUUGGAUCUUUUCAAGGAGGUUACCAAGUAUUCGUUUGGGAAAGAGAAUUCGGGCAUGUUCGAGACCGAGUUUCAAAAUUGCCGACGGUGCUCCAAGCAAAGUAGAUUCAGACCGACGGUGGAGAAAACCGAGAGCUUUUUAGAGAGAUUAGAAGUUGUAAAGGCGAGGGGGACCUUGUGGAUGGGUGAUUGCGAGAUUCCUAGUUAUGUCGAUCACUUCGACGGAGAUGGCACGCAGGUCGAUGAGCUGCAAAUCAAGCUUGGCUCGUUGAUGUUACCCAACGAUGAGCCGCAAAUUGAGCUUGGCUCGUCGAUGAGCCGCAAUUUUGAGAAUGACGCUCCGGUUGCUGACGCGGACGUGGUGGUGGAGACCACGGAUGCUGCCGCGCCUACUGACGAUUGUGACGCCUCGCGCCGGGACAGAUCCGAGGAAGUGAGGGCGGCACGCGAUGGGAAGAAGGUUUCGAGAUCCUCUAGUGGCAGCGCUCCGCCAUCGUCCGGUCGAGGAUAUACGUCUCGGAAUAGGAGCUCGCGCGGAAGUCCUGUUGGAGGUUCGAGCGUUCGCCGAGAAGCUAGGCGUGGGGAGCCCAUUCGUGAGAUCGCCGAAGGAGUUGACCAUUCAUUCUCCUUCAACUAUAGCCGGAAGGAUCAGAUGUUUUUCACUCAUGGAGUUGCGUGUGCUGAUCUUGCUAGCAAGGGGAUGAGUCAGACCAACCGUUUGGUUAGUUUCUACGAGGAGCAGUGUCGUGUCGCGGUGAGAGACUCUGAUUUGGCGAAUGCUGCUGCUGAGGCCACGGAUCGUUCUACACAGAGCCAUCUGAGGAACUACAAAUCGGAGAAGAGUAGGUGCGCUGAUCUUACGAGGCAGCUUAAAGAUAAGAAGAAGCAGUAUCUUUCCGAGACAGAUAGGCUGAGGAAGGCCCGCGAUGAGAGUGCCGCGGCCGAGCGUCAUAAGGUUGCGCGGGAGAUUCACGAGUACCAUACCCGUAUCGAUGGGAUGGGGAAACACAUCAUGGGUCUCUGGGAGAAGAAGAUGCCUCUUCUGAUGCUUAGUCAGGUUUCGGGCAGGGAGAAGUGCCUUAAGAAGAUGGUGACGGAUGGUACGCACAUUCCUUUGCGGAACUUGGCUCAGGUUGAACAGGACCACGUUCAGUGGUGGGCGACGGUUGACGGGAUAGUGUAUCCGGACAUUCUCGAGAGCGAUCUUGAUCCUUUUCCAAAGUUUAUGGCUUGUCCUUCGAACGUGGCACCGAGAGAUGGGGCACAUGAUGCAGAGGGUGCAGAAGUUGCGGAAGAUGCGGAAGGUCCCCAGGAUUGA
Messenger RNA from Capsella rubella, 1578 nucleotides. RefSeq lists its product as uncharacterized. The transcript is spliced from 4 exons. Bases 1 to 1578 code for a protein of 525 amino acids. The record is from RefSeq and is a predicted model, not a curated record. NCBI's taxonomy places the organism in Eukaryota, Viridiplantae, Streptophyta, Magnoliopsida, Brassicales, Brassicaceae.